GGCUCUGUUUAUCGACGGCAGACUAUGCACUAAUUAGUCGCCGAACCACGGAGAAGCUCAAAAUGGACAUUGUGAAAACAGGCAGCAGUCAGACGGCCUUUAAAACGUUCUGUCGACGCGUGGAGGCGUGCGUGUCACAAUCAGGUGGAAUGAGCAAGUGGCUUAGGGCAUUCGGUCGCUUAAAAACGGAUUUUGAGCGUGUCUGUCAUCUACUGAGGGCCCUUGAGAAGACGACCCGCGGGGAUUGUAGUUUUGCCGCAUUGGGGCUCCCGAACAAGGAAACGAUUUCAAAAUCAAACGCCAAGUCAGACAACGAAUCAAUCCGAAUUCGAGAAUUAGGCAACGAAUGCUGGAAACUGCGCCAGUGUCAGGCCUCACUUGCGUACUUCACCGCUGCACUGUUCUACGCGUCGUCAGAUCUUCAAAAGGCCCUCGCGCUGGGCAACAGAUCCUGCGUGCUUCAUCACCUUCAGUGCUUCCAGGAAGCUGCCCACGACGCAGUCUUAGCUCUUGAGCUCGGGUUCCCAAAGGACAAGGCUCAUCGCCUACACAUCCGUGUCGGACAGUGUCUGCUGCGUUUAAAUCAUGUCGAAGACGCACGCCAACACUUUGAAAGAGCUCUUGACCAACUGACUUCAAGCGGUCCUUCGACGUCCAAGUUGCUGUCGCUUGCAAGGUCUGGACUGGUGGAAUGUCAAGAAGGCUCCACGACAAGUGCCCCACCGCCCGCCUGGCAGUGUGUACGGGCUCCACAGCCAGUCCUAACAGCCGACGAAGACGAGAAUGGAACACCAGAGAUGUGUCAUCUUGUCGCUGCUGCCAGCAACACUGUCCGCCUGAGGAAUGCCGGAUCAGAACGCGGUUGGACACUGGAAUUGACCCGAGAUGUCUCAGUUGGGGACGUUCUGCUGGUGGACAGACCGUACGCGUCCAGACUAAAUAAGGAGUGCUUUUUCACCCACUGCUACCACUGUUACACGCGGUGCCAAAAUCUGCGACCUUGCACCGGCUGUUCCCAGGUGGGAUUUUGCAGCGAGUCCUGUGCAGAGAAGGCCUGCUCGUCUCCAUCGUCACCUGCUCAUGGACUCGGACGACACUGCUAUGAAUGCGACAGCCUGCUUCCGUGUCUGCUGCUAGACAACUACGCCGGCUGGCCAAAGUCCUCGAGUGAAUCGAUUGGCGGCACAGACGUCGCUCAUCUGGCCUUCGCCUGCGUCGCUGACACCGACUCAAACAGCCUGCUGGACUUUGUCUGCAGAACCGGAAGGUACCAGGCCUUCGUUGGCGCUGUCGCUCGCGCGACUCCUCCUGCGGUGUUCGAUCCGGGUGAUUAUGCGUCAGCAGCUUGGCUCGUGGCAAACACCGAGCACAGAAGUCCAGCCGACCUCUGGCAGCGCACGGUGGCUGCCGUCUUCUUGACCUACUGCCUUUCGAUUGGCGGAUAUCCCCUGACGUGGUUUGAGGAUUGUGGUCUUGUCUGCGACGCACCUUCACCACAGAAUCGCCGUCCAGAUCGUCUGCCUGCGAGUUGGGCAGCCGCCUGUCUGCUCUACCACCUCCAGUCAGUUCCGAGCAACGCUCACUCCUACGCCGAAACCCUCUUCCCCAGUCACGAUGAUCUGCGAUGCGCUGAGGUGCGGGCGCUCGCUUCCUGCCUGUACCCGAGUCUGUCCCUAGUCAACCACUCCUGUGACCCCGUGGUGGUGCGCAACUGCGCCGCCAACGCAACCUGUUCUCUGACGGCUCUUCGUCCGCUCGCAGCGGGAUCCGAACUGCUCGACUGCUACUGCGCGCACUACGCUCUUCAGUGUCGAGCUGAGAGGCAGGCAGCUAUCGCCUCGCAGUACUGCUUCGUGUGUGCGUGCGACGCCUGCACCCACAACUGGCCGGGUCUCUCUGCGGAACCCCUACCCGGCACGAGGAUCUUCCUCAAGUGUCCGAGAUGUUCGAAACGCUUCUCACUGGCUGAAGCCAAGUGCACAAAUUGUGGUGACAACGCGGGCAGGAAGCGCUACACCGAGCUGGUGGAGGUUGAACUGCCAAGAAGGCUCGAGAUGUCACUGUCUGGCCACGUGACGGGCAAUAGUCUCGCGUGGUCGAGGACGUUGUUAGAGGAGCUAGCGGAAUUGUUGUCACGACCGGCGCCAGCUUGGGACAUGGGACAGGAGCUGUACAAGAUACUGCUGACGCUUGCAGACGGCAAUUGGUGCAUGGAACCAACCACGCCUUAG
Molecule: messenger RNA, 2231 nt
Organism: Mesocestoides corti
Lineage: Eukaryota; Metazoa; Platyhelminthes; Cestoda; Cyclophyllidea; Mesocestoididae
Source: the annotation of a GenBank genome assembly